Aspergillus homomorphus CBS 101889 is the source of this 1646-nucleotide messenger RNA. RefSeq names its product putative trichothecene 3-O-acetyltransferase. Lineage: Eukaryota; Fungi; Ascomycota; Eurotiomycetes; Eurotiales; Aspergillaceae. Bases 1 to 1404 code for a protein of 467 amino acids. The transcript has a single exon. The record is from RefSeq and is a predicted model, not a curated record.
AUGUUCGACCUCUCCAAAUUCCAAGAUCACAUCGGCCAACUGGCGGGCCUCAAGACCUACACACACCUAUUACUCUCCUUCCCCAUCGCAGACCGCCAGUCGCGGCGGGCAGCCAUCGAAGCCCUCUACGCCGCCACGGAGGUCUUGAUAUCUGAGUUACCCUGGCUAGCAGCCGAGGUCGUGCACGAGGGCCAAGCGCCUGGACACUCAGGCACAUUCCGGCUGCGAUCGUGCCCAGAAUACAGCCGACCAGAGAACCUCGUGAUCGUGCGCGACGCCUCAGACAUCUGCGCGUCGUACGAGGAGAUCGUCGCCGCGCGAGGGCCCUGCUCAAUGCUGCCGGUCAGCGCGCUGGGCCCGGUAGUGUCGUUCCCAGAGCGGUACGAGGACUCGCGCAUCGAGCCAGCGCGGGCAUUCAUGAUGCAGGCGAACUUCAUCCGGGGCGGACUGCUACUGGACCUGGCGGGGCAGCACAACUUCAUGGACGGCGGCGGGCUCUUCCAGUGCAGUCGCCUGCUCGCCAAGGCGCUGCGCGGCGAGCGGUUCUCACCAGCAGAGCUGAAGCAAGGCAACCGGGACCGCCGCAGACUGAUCCCGCUCCUGGGCGCCGACGAGCCACUGCUGGACCACGCCCACCUCCUCCGCCGCCGCUGCCCUCCCUCCGCUCCGCUCAAUAAGUCCUCCCGCCCCCCAGCCACAUGGCACUUCUUCCAAGUCCCCGCGAGGCAAAUGGCGAGUAUCAAGCACCGCGCAGCCAGCGAACUGGCCUCCUUCCUGUCCACCUCCCCAGGCCCUCUCCCCAAAGACGCGAUCAGAUACAUCAGCACCAACGACGCCCUCUGCGCCUUCCUCUGGAAACGCCUCUCCACCGCCCGCCGCCGCAUCAGCCCCCUGCCCCCGCACCGCCUCACCAAAUUCUCCCGCGCCGUCGACGCCCGCCGCGCGAUGGCCAUCCCAAAGGAGUAUAUGGGCCAAAUGGGCUUCAACGCCUCCACGCGCCUCUCCUACGCCGUCCUCGAUGCCCUUUCGCUGGGCCAGACCGCCGCCCUCCUCCGUGCGCAGGUCGCCGGUGCGAACACCGAGUACGCCGUGCGCAGCUGGGCCACCUUCAUCGCGCAGGAGCCCGAUAAAUCGCGGAUCAUGUUCGGUGGGGAGUUUGAUCCCGAGACGGAUGUCGGGGUGUCAUCGCUUGCGCAUGUCGAGUUGUAUUCCGAGGGGUUUGGGGGGCUGGGGAGGCCGUCGUUGGUGCGGAGGCCUACUUCGAGGCCGUUUGAGGGGUGCGUGUAUUUUUGGUCUAGGACUGAGGGCGGCGAUCUGGGCGUUAUGGCUUGUUUGAAUGAGCGGGAUUUGGGGGCUCUUAGGGCUGAUGAGGAGUGGGGGGAGAAGGUUGAGUAUAUUGGGUAGAUAUAUUGGGGUGGGUUUGGGGGAAAUGUGGGGUUUGAGAUUGGGUGUUUAAUUUGGGAUUUGGUAUUGGGUUACUUUGGUUGGGUUAGCGUGUGAUAUUUGGUUUGGGCUUGUGCUUGUGCUAUUCUUGUGCUGGGUGGUGGUGCGGUGUUUGGUGUUCGGUGCGCUUUGGGAUUUCUGCUUGGGUGCUUGGGUUUAGCGGGGGGCUCGGUGUAUGUGUUUUUAUAUCUGGCUGGCGCAGU